Anthostomella pinea is the source of this 540-nucleotide messenger RNA. Lineage: Eukaryota; Fungi; Ascomycota; Sordariomycetes; Xylariales; Xylariaceae. The record is from the annotation of a GenBank genome assembly.
AUGGCGUCAUCAUCAUCGCAGUCCUCGGCCGCCGCCGCAUCACUGCUGCAACGCCAGCUUAAGGAGAUCACCAAUGCUAAAGAUGUGCCGGGCAUAUCCGUUGGCCUGCUCAGGGACAAUGUCUUCAACUGGGAGGUGAUCCUCAUGCUCGACCAUGACUUGAAAUACUAUGGUGGAGCCAUCUUCCGCGCGCACCUGACCUUUCCGCCCGAAUAUCCCCAUCUCCCGCCCAAGAUGGUCUUCCAGACGCCCAUCCCCUUCCACCCCAACAUUUACCCCAACGGCGAGCUGUGCAUUUCCAUCUUGCACCCGCCCGAGGACGACAAGUACGGUUACGAGAAUGCCUCCGAGCGGUGGAGCCCAGUGCAGACGCCCGAGACGAUACUGUUGAGCGUCAUCAGCCUGUUCAGCGAGCCCAACGAGGAUAGUCCUGCCAAUCUCGACGCCGCCAAGCUUCUGCGCCAAGAGAAGGAGGGUGGACCCAAGGAGUUCCGGAAGAGAGUACGGAAAUGUGUGCGGGAGAGCGUGGGGGAGGACUGA